This is a messenger RNA of Poeciliopsis prolifica (blackstripe livebearer), 2969 nucleotides long. Its product is annotated as hemojuvelin-like. Gene Ontology annotation, molecular function: coreceptor activity. NCBI's taxonomy places the organism in Eukaryota, Metazoa, Chordata, Actinopteri, Cyprinodontiformes, Poeciliidae. The record is from RefSeq and is a predicted model, not a curated record. Gene Ontology annotation, cellular component: plasma membrane. The transcript is spliced from 4 exons. Gene Ontology annotation, biological process: BMP signaling pathway. Bases 245 to 1441 code for a protein of 398 amino acids.
GUGUGAGGACAGUUGUCGUGCAGCAGGUGGUCGUUGGGGAUUUAUUUAGCAGCAGCAGAACCUCCCAGUCAGCUGUGAACUUCUCAAGGCUCGGACCAGAACCGGAGCGGAUCCGGACAGGAACUGGACCUGCUCAGCCCGUCAGAACCCGGUCGGGGUUUCCAGGAGGUUCUGGACGUUUCUCUGGGUCAGGUCAUGGACGGACUCUGAUCCGGAACCAGCUGCAGGCCGCUGCUUGCUGCCGAUGGAGACGCGGUUGCCAUGGAAACGUUGCAUCCACCUGACUCUGCUGCUGGUCCAGCUGCGUUUACCUGAAGUGGGAGCUUCCUGUCGCAUCCUGAGGUGUAACUCUGACUUUGUUGCUGCGACCGUCCACCUGAGCGGCGGCGGCGGCGCGGCGCUCAGCAGCGACUCUGCGUACUGCAGCGCCCUGCGCUCCUACAGCCAGUGCACCAAGCGGACGGCGCGGCCGUGCCGCGGAGACCUGGCCUACCACUCGGCGGUGCAGGGCAUCGAGGACCUGCUGAUCCAGCACCGCUGCCCGCGGGCGGGGCCCACGGCCCGGCCUUGGCCCCGCCCACAGGCCGCCGUGUCGGGGGACGCCUGCCUCUACGAGCGGAGCUUCGUCCGCAGGGAGGGCCGCCCGCCAGAGUACCGGCACUGCAGCGUGUUCGGAGACCCGCACAUCCGAACCUUCAGCGAUGACUUCCACACCUGUGCAGUUCAGGGGGCGUGGCCUCUCAUCGACAACGACUACCUGUAUGUGCAGGUCACCAGCACGCCAGCCAGUCACGGGACGUACCACACUGUCGUCACCAAGAUCACCAUCAUCUUUAAGAGCUGGCGGCAGUGCACCGACCAGCAGCUGUACCAGGCGGAGCUGGACGACGUUCCCGCCGCCUUCGCCGACGGCUCUCAGUGGAGCGGCGAGCGGCGAGGCCGCCGCGUCCUGACGGUGCGGACCGACAGUCCCGGCCGGCACGCCGAGAUCCGGGCGGCGUACAUCGGGACGUUGUUGGUGGUGCGACAGAGCGGCCGCUCGCUCGGCCUGUCCGUCCGCUCGCCCCGCGGCGUCCUGGAGGCCUUCCACCCGGACCACGACCUGCAGCUGUGCGUGUGGGGCUGCCCCGCCUCCCACAGAGUGGACGCCCUGCGCCCGCCGCCGCAGGCCGCCGGCGCCGCGGAGGCUCACUGCGCCGCGCUGCUUCCCGCCCGGGACGUCUACUACCACGCAUGCGUGUUCGACCUGACCGCCAGCGGAGACAUGAACUCCAGCGGAGCCGCGGUGAGCGCCCUGCAGGACGCCCUCAGCAUGACCGGCGGCGGGCAGGGCGUCCACCUGCUGCCCGCCGCCGCUGCAGGACCAGCGGGACCGCAGCCGCCGCUGCUGCCGCUCAGCAUGCUGGGAGUUCUGGGCGGGGCCUGGAUCACCUGCUGCUAGUUACAUUCACUGGUACUUUUAGGAGUAUUUUUACAACUCUAUACUUUUCACUUUCACAUGAGCAGUUUCAUUAUAAAGUAUCGAUAUGAAGUAUCAUUAUAAAGUAUCGAUAUGAAGUAUCAUUAUAAAGUAGGCCGAUACUCUUGGUUGAGUUAAACUGGAUCCUUCGCUGUGAGUCACGUCACUGAAUGAAGAACAAACUCAUCUUCAUGGGCACCAUUUGUAAAAUUACACAUCAAGUUUAUUUUCGCCAUGCUUAAUCUGUUGUUAUAAAAAUAAAUAUUUAACUUAAAGAUAAAUAUUUAGCAGAGAAUAAAACAUUUAGUUGUUGUUUGGAAACAAUAUUUUGCUGUUUCCAAACAAAAUAUUUAAUUUGAUUACUAAAUAUUUAGUUUUGAAAGUAAACUAAAUAUCUAGCUUGUGAAUUAAAUAUUUAGUCUGGAAUAAUAUGACUGAUAUAUAACUUUAAAAAACGAACACCCGCAUUUCUUUUCUCUCUAACAGACUAAAAAUAAACCAAGUUUUUUAGUGUAACUUUGCAAACGGCGCCUCGAGUUUCAGCCAAACAUCCAUCAGAUCAGAUUCUCACCUGCAGGUUUCAAGUUUCAUUAGUUUUAUGUUGAAAGAAACAGAUUUGGAAAAAAUGUUUUUCUAUCUUGAGUUUUGUUAUUUUCUUGUUAUUUAUGUAAAUUAUUGUCAAUCUGGUUUUUAAGAUUUCAACAUUUUCUCAUCACUUUAUAUUUUGGUUUGAUUAUGUGAGUUGUUAAAAUGAAAAGAUGUUUUUAUGCUUCCCACCGCUCAAGAAGCUGCAGGAGGUGAUGCUUGUUUCAUCGUUUUGAUGGAGUAAAAAACAUCCAGUUUUUCAGUUUUCAUGGAGACUCAAACAUCUCGACACUCCAGAGUUAAAAAACUGCAAAAACAUUUUUGAUCUCAGCUGCGGCUGUUUCCAGGGUGUUUCAUCAAAACCAGACAUUUGUGUCUUAUCAAUCAGUGACUCAAAGUUCAGCUGCUCUCCCUCCACUCCCCUCUGGUUCCGUGUUUGAAGUGAAAAGUGAUUAUCAGAAACAUUGGUUCAGGUUUGGUUCUGCAGAGGAUCCAGUCGAACCUUCUGAGCAGCAGAACAUGAAGGAAACAGCUUAAAAUGGUUGUUUUUUUAAAGCACAUUUCAGCAACAAGCUGACGCAACAACAAGAAAAGGAUUUAUGUUGAGUUGGCAAGACAAAGGAAAUUGAUUAAAUGUUGAAAACAGACUAAAGUUAUUGAUUUAUUUAUUAUUUAUCAGAGGCAGCUCUAAGCAAACUCGUUUUUGAACGUUAAUUUUAAGGUUUUCUUACUUUCAGGCAUCAUUUUGUUUUGUACUGGAGCCUUGAGGAUCAGUAAAUCCAGCUCCUCUCUUACAGGUUUUAAUCUCCACUCUUCAGUUUGCUCAACAAAUUUACUGCUUGUUUCAUGAAUCCAUUCUUUUUCUCAGCAUUUUUUUUACUCCAAGUUAAAUGUUGCCAAAGUUACAAAUAAACAAGUAAAAAUA